GUCCAGGCACUGUGGGGUGUAUUGUGUAAUAAUGGGCCCCAGAUGUGGCAGCCUUUAAGGCAUGAAGCACCAAACAAGCCUCGUGUCUGUCUCUCAAACGUCUCUGGAUCGCAAUACGAUCCCAAUUCAGCAUCGAACACAUUGAAGGCAGUCUCAGUCAGAAGAGGAGCUCCCACCAAGCAUGCUGCUUAAGAGAGUAUGCUUUGAAGUUGAAAAAAUUCCAGGAGUUUCCUGUAACAACGUUGGACUAUAAUGUGAACCAGGAGCCGUGGAGUAUUCCUCCUUAUCCCCAGUCAAGCCAAUCUGCUUGGGAGAGACAUCAUCACUUCAGCUGUGUGCUGUGUCUGCUUCAAGGCAGUUUCCCUGUGGAUUAUAAAGUGACCACCACCCCACUGAGGAUGUCUAGGUUGCUCUGUGCUCUGCUUGUCCUUAUGUCUCUGUGGAGUCACAGCCUAGGGGUUUCUGCCUCACAGCCAGGGAAGGGAAGACAUAAGACCAGACCUCAGUAUAAAGAACCUGCUGGUCUCCUGGCUCCGGAGGAUGAUCAUGGAGGAGAGGGAGACCACGAGACCAGGAAAGUCCUUGACCCAGAACAGGAAUUCCUGGAUGAUUUUGCAGGUAAGAAGCGUUUGUGGGUAAUCACGGCCCCGUCGCACAGCGACAACUACCUCCGCAUGAUGGAGAAACAGAUUCAGGACAUGGAGCAGGAGGGGCUGAACUGCCGCCUGGCCGAGAGGGACACCUUCAUCGUCACCAUCAUCCAGAACGCCAUGAUGGAAGGCAGGAUCCAGAAGACCACCUUCCAAGGAGAGGCCACCAUGGAGAGCAUUGACUCAGACAUGGUCACCAAGCUGCUGCAUUACCUUGAGCUGGGGGAUCAAGGCUUCUCCAUGCUAGUCAUGAAGAAGAACCUUAGGGUGAGUGAGCGGUUCCCCUACCCUGUCCGUGUGGAGGCCAUCCUAGAGGUCAUUGAUCAGUUCCCCUUGCGCAAGUUGGAAAAACUCACCAGGAAGGGCUCCCCUCUGAAAUGUAAAAUCACCAAGAAGAGGCUGUUGAAGAAAAAGAUUCCUGUGAAAAAGAAGGUGUUCAGUCCCCAUAUGCAGGGAAACGUUACCUCUGUCACCCAGAGGAAUACCGUGGCCAAGAAGGCUGCACUGAAGAGCAAAAUUCAGGACAUUCUCAGCGGUCGCUCCAGGUUCAUCAUUCGAAAGACGACCACUGAUUCAAAACGAACACAAGUAUUCAUCGCAGGGAAGGCAAACUCCAAAGAUGUGGGAAAGGACAACCAAAAGAAGAAUGGAAAUGUUUUUACAGAAAUAAACACAUAUCCUUCGACUGUAGAGAAAAGAGAAAAAAAGACUGUAGCCAACUCUAGAGAUAAUAAACCAGAGAACGUUGGUGGGGGAGAAGAAACCUUGGAGAAAAAUAAAUCCCCCAAAAAAGGCAAGGGAAAGAAAGAUGGGAAGAAAGGGAAAGGGAGAGGGAGACGAAGGAAAAAUCACAGAGAAGUGAAUGAGAACAAUAAGAAAGCACUGAUGGACUUUGUAGAGCAUUUGAAGGGGAAGAAAAGACUUAUGGUGAUAGCCACGCCCAGUGCCAGCACACCUCAGUAUGUCCAGCAGAGGGAGGAGAACGAGCUUCAUUUCUGUGACCUUGCCCUGAGAAAAGUUACAAUGGCAACCAUCCUGAGCUCAGGGCCUGACACUACCCUCACCCUACACCACUACCAACUUGAUUCUGAGGCGCCAUUCACCUCACUACCAGAGAAGUUCACUGACCCAGAUCUCAUCUCUCAACUGAUGAAGCAGUAUGGGAUGUCCUCUAAGGUUUUCUCUAUGACUAUGACUGACUAUGACCUGAAACCCAAUAAAGUAUUUGAUGUACCUUCACCCUCAUCUGCGUUGAUGGAAUAUGUUGACACCUUUCCAUCGCGACGAUCUGAAAUGGAGAGAGAGAGAAAAACUCCACUGGCCUGCUCCAAAUCCCAAGACCAGGGCGGGGCAUUGUUGAGGUUCAUGUCUAAAAGGAGACUGCUGAUCAUCUCUACUCCAUCUGAGGACGACUACUCCUUCCAACAGCAGCUCCAGGGGCUGAGAGGACAGGCCUGUCCCAUGGGCGUCCGUCAUUUUGCCUUGUUGAAGUUGAUCGGAACAGGACCAACAGCCUCAGGCUCUGUGGAACUGUUUCCACUCAAUGGAAAGAGCCAAACGGAGAACGAGCCUUUGUCACGGGACGUGGUCACUGGUCUCCAGGACCAGCUGAAGAUCAACCGGGAGUACUUCAGUAUGCUGGUGGUGGGGAAGGACGGGGAUGUGAAAGCCUGGUUCCCCUCCCCCAUGUGGUCUCUGGCCAACAUCUAUGACCUGGUGGACUCCAUGGAGCUACGUCAGCAAGAAGAGAAGCUGCAGAGGACUUUAGGUAUUCACUGCCCUGAGGACACUGGCGGUAGUUACCAAGGUUAUGAUGAGGAAGCAGAUGAGAGCUACCUUUACCACAGGUCAGAGGAGUAAAGGAGAGUAAACAGCCCAAAGGCCUCAAAAACCCCAUGGCAGCCAGCUCAAAUGAAUGGUUGUGGGUAAAAGUUUGACAUAAUAACAGAUUGAACCAUGAAAGGCUUUUUAUUUUAAAUGUUUUUGCAAACAUUUAUUAGAGGCGUGGCAUUUGUAGUUAGAAAUGGCCGACAUUACAAAAAAUGAUCUACAAUUGAAGAGUUUCAUUCCAAAACACUGUAUAUCCAUUAAAUGAGCUUUUAUUGUUUAAAGAACUUAUGAAAGAGAUUGAUGUGUGUUUUCAAUAUCAAAUCAUGACAUGGAGUUGUUCAAAAACAGAUUUGUUUAAAAUCUAUCACUUGAUGGAUUCCUUUCAGAGAGACAAGUAAAUCAUGUUUUUUCACAAAACGCUACAUACCGGCCUCACUCUCAGAGAAAUAAGUAGUACUGCUAGGUUUUACACAGUGAAAUGUUACAAAUAACUACAUAUGUAAUAAAGAACAGUACACAUUAUACAUUUAUUUGAAA
This is a messenger RNA of Salvelinus sp. IW2-2015, 3017 nucleotides long. RefSeq names its product coiled-coil domain-containing protein 80. Gene Ontology annotation, cellular component: basement membrane. The record is from RefSeq and is a predicted model, not a curated record. Gene Ontology annotation, biological process: extracellular matrix organization; positive regulation of cell-substrate adhesion. Lineage: Eukaryota; Metazoa; Chordata; Actinopteri; Salmoniformes; Salmonidae.